UCACGAGAGUCGCAGUAAGCGAUUUGUCAAAAAAAAAGUUGGAAAUUUCGCCGUCAGUGAGCGAAGGAAAAACCUUGGGAAAAUCGCAAAUUCCCCUCAAUUUCUUCCCUAUUUCUCGUAUUUUUUCCACUUCCUCUUUUACCAAUUUCUCAGUGUACUAUCAGUGACUAUUAGUGCUGUGUUUUGUUUAGUGGACUGAGCCAAAGGAGUCCAAAUUUGGGGGAAAAAGAAGUGAAUUAGACUCACCUUGUGUGUAUGUGUGGCGUGGAAAAUGAACUUGACCCGCAGAGGAGCGCGCCCCAAAGUUUUUGAUUCUCAGUCUCUCGUGUGGUAUUUGCACCCAUAAUUCACGGGGUGACAGUGUAUUGAGGUGGGUGCUGGAGAGACAAAUGUUGAGAGUGCACCGGAAGAGGAAUUUGCGUGUCUACUGUGUUAGCUGUCCACAGCCAUUUCGUCUCAUUUUGCUCUGACGCGCUGAAGGAAUCACUGAGUGGAAUAGUUUUUCUUUUUUUUUUAAUUUCUCAUUCAUUCUUUUUUUGUUCUAAUUUUUUCCCUUAUCCUACUUUCCUUUUCAUUUUCACAUCUGAUUUUUGUCCCUUUAAAAAAAGUGUUUGUGUUUUGUGCCUCUCCCGGAGAGAGAGAGAGCUAGUGAGUCUGUGCAAGUGUCUGUGAAGUGGGAAGUACCCAGGAGGCAGAAGGAUGCGCUGGCUGCAAAAGGGAAAUACCACAAUUCUGUGGCUUUUCCUGUCCGCCCUCGUUCAGAUCACCGUAGAGGCUCUCGAGACAAGCGGAGAUCACAUUCCAGAGGAUUUGGAUGGUCAAAAGCGUGCCCAUACACCCACCCCACCCACAAAAUUCACUCCGCCGGAUGUGGCAGCGGGUGGUGUGCCCAUGGCUGGUGGACAGAUGCCCUCUGGAUCACCCCCGCCACACUUUGGGCCCGCACCACCCAAUCCAGCUGGUGGAGAAUCUCGCAGCUCAUACGCUAUGCUGAGCCAGGCAAUGUCAAAGGCUGUUAGCCAUGAGUUCAGCAGUAUUUCUGGAAGUGGAUCCCCUGAUGGAUCAUGUCAUGCUGAUGAUCUUGACUGUUUUGGUACUGUUCACGAUCGCCUGGAAAUGGAGGCUAUAAGAUCGCUGCAUCAACAAUUGGACGAUGAUGACAAUGGGAAUAUUGACAUUGCCGAAUCUGAUGAUUUUCUACGGGAAGAAUUAAAGUAUGAUUCAGGAUAUGAGAAGCGUCAUAGAGCUUUUCACUACAACGAUGAUAUGCACAUCUCUGUGAAGGAGCUGUGGGAAGCCUGGCUGAGAUCCGAAGUGCACAAUUGGACGGUAGAACAAACAACCGAAUGGCUAGCACAAAGUGUUCAAUUGCCACAAUAUGUGGAAUUGUUUAAGCAGCACAAAGUUGCUGGAGCUACACUACCACGACUGGCAGUGAAUAAUAUGCACUACGUGGGCAAUGUUCUGGGUAUCAAAGAUCCAAUUCACAAACAGAAAAUUGCCUUAAAGGCAAUGGAUGUUGUAUUAUUUGGUCCACCACGAGAGACUGGAACACGGUGGAAAGACUAUAUACUUGUGACACUACUGUUGAGUGUUAUUUUUGGAUGUUGGUACGGAUAUCAGCAGAAUAAAAAUUCAAAGACUCACCUGCGCCGUAUGGCUAAAGACAUGGAGGGACUGCAGAAGGCAGAACAGGCUCUCCUUGAGAUGCAAAAGGAACUGGAACGUGCUCGAAUGGAGCAGGAGAAUGUAGCGACUGAAAAGAUGGAUCUUGAGCGUCGUCUCAAGGAAACUCCGUCUCUUACAUCAUCGAGCUCGGAUCUCGAAGUGCAGGCACUGAAGCAGGAGAUUGAGAUGCUGAGAACGGAGUUGUCUAGGGCUGAAAUUGAACUUGUUGAUCACUGUUGGUCACCACCACAGGGUCUUCAGACAUGGCUUCAGCUAACCUAUGAGCUGGAGAAUAAGAAUCAUCUGGUCAAGCGUCGUUCGGCUGAGAAGCAACUUCAGGCUGCCAGGGAAGCCUGUGAGAAGCUCAAGAGGAAGCGUACAAGUUUAGUGGGGGCUUUUGUAUCUACACACGGGAAGAGUAUCGAUGAUGUUGAUAGGAGUAUCGUUGAGGCAAGGAAUGCCCUAGGGGAGGUGACUAAUGAACUGCAGGAGCGGAUGCAUAGGUGGAAGCAGAUUGAACAACUUUUAGGUUUCAGCAUUGUCAAUAACAAUGGCCUACCGUACCUCGAGAGUAUCCUCUAUGCCCGCAAUGGAGGAAUCACCGCCAAAACUGGAAGAGGACGUAUCUCAAACAGUCAAGAUGAUUUGGAUGAUGACUCCACUCAAGGUAAGGUCAUCCCAUUUGACAACUUUUCCGUUUUCUCCUCAGAAUAGAGAAUCAAAUUGUGACAUUUUUACUAUUAUACAUCUUCUAUUUAAAAAACAAAAGAAAUACAUCACUCUAUUGUCGACAUUUCUUAAACUUUUUAUCCCAAUAGAUAAUGUAAAAGAAUAUUAUUGCAAUCACUUAAACACUAAGUUAAUAUUGUUUUUUUUUACAAUUGAAAAUUCUUAAUAAUUAUCUUAAAAUGAAUGCAUUAACAUUUUUUUAGUCAGUAAUUAAAGCUAAUAAAAAGCAAUUUUAAUCUUAAUUAAUUGGUUGGAGAAAAUAACAAUAUUCAAUUUGGCUACAAAUUCUAACUCGUUGAUAUAUUUUAUUUUAGAACAUAUACUGUAUAAAAAGAAAAGAUGUGGAUUAAGUAGUUGAUUAGUCAUAAUGAUGAAGACGACCGUUCCAUUCAAUAGUAUUCUCUAAAUAAUUGAGCUUUAUAUUGAACUGUGAAAUAAGUUUGGUGAUCAACUGAACUUUAAAAUCAAUAUUAAGGAUAUUCAGCUUAUGAAUUUCAUAAUUUCACAUUUCUACAAAAGAGGUUGGGUUGCAAAAGUGAGGUUAAGAUGAAAAUUAUAUAACCUAUAAAAGCCAAUUUAAAAAAAGAAAACAGGACUCCUUUCUUGACCCAGGAAGAAAUUAGAUGGAAAUUAUUUCAAUAGUUGGAAAAUAAAGAAACUAUUUUGUGGAAUAUUAGUGAAAUUGACAAAUUUUGACAGGAAGUAUUUCAAUUUCAUGGAUUUGAAACUUGUCAAAUGCGAUAUUUUACAGAAUUCGUGACUGUUUGAAAUUGCCAAAAGACUUUAUAUGGAAUUGAGAAUAAAAUUAUUUGAUACUGAUGUUUCUACUUAACUAAAAUGCACAUUAAGAUGCUUUAAAUUCGAACAUUAAAAUAAAAAUACUAAAAGGGCAAACAAUCUCAUAGCGCUAAAAUAUACUUUCUUCCCUCUUACGAUUAAAAAUGCUUCCCACGGAGGAAUUUCUUAACUCUUUCGCCACUGUUGAGACUCAGGGUAUCCAAGAAGAAAACAAUUUUUUGAGCUAUUUUGAAUUAUUUAAAAAGAGUUCUUAAACUAGAACUACCCAGCGAGCACCAAAUGCUAACUGAUUUCAAGUCAGAUGAAAAUAUUUAUAUUUUAAGUGCCAUUUCCAUAUAUUAGAUGAGUUCAUAUAUUCUGUCAGUAGAAGAGGUAAAAAGUUUGGAGUGGUAUAUCUCAGCUCCUGAUGAACAUAAUUGGAUGAGUGAACUAUUGUUGGAAAGCUUGGUUCAUUAGCUUUCAGAAUCUGGUAUAUGUAAUUGGCUAUGGGUAAAUCAUGGUCAUCCAGAACCAUUUAUGUCGAAGAAGACACUUUUUGCAGCGACAUUUUUGACCAUCUACUGCUGGGACCAGGAGUGACCCACUUUUCUCGCACUUGGACUGUUCGUUAGAGGAACUCAAAUGGUAUAAUUUGUGGAAGAAACUUUUUUCUUGGACAUCUUACUUUUUUUUAUUCAUCCACUUUUGCAAGAAUUCCUAGCUGCAUUUUUGCUUUUCUUUAGCAACACACGGAUACCUCAAGGAUAAAAUAAGACUCCAAAAUUGACAAAGUGCUGCUCAGGCAUGUCAUGAGAAAUCAACGAAAAAAAUUGGUUAUCGGAAGGAGCUAGGUUUACAGCGGAGGUAGUAGCACAUUUUAUUUUAGCUUAUGAUGUUACGCUGUACCAUAAAAGUGGAAUGCCACGGAGCGUUGUCGUAUUGCAAUAUCAGUCGCUUAUGUUCUUUGAUCGAUUUUGAUCGGAUUUCGACCAACACAUGAUCGAAAUUGAUGAACAGUAAUGCAAAUUGACAGUAUCGCUUAGUUUCAGCAACUCGUAUUGGAUGAUUCCCUGUCGGUCCCACCAAACGCUCAGCAUUGGCUUCUUUCAAGGAUAUUUGGUCAUGCUUUCGAUUUUAAAGCUUUGAUAAGAGGAAGCUACGUUAUUUUAGAUUUGAAUUACUCGAGUAAAACGUGUUUUGCAUCGCUUGCACCAAUUCGAUGCUGAAAACUUCAUCUUAUUUAUACCGUAAUUGUAAAACUUCGGAAGUCGAUUUUUGAUUUUUGUUUUGUUUUUUAGUCAAACCGCGAAACUCCCAUUUUCUUCCCUAUAGUUUUUUCCCAUGGUACGUAAACACUAGAAAACACUUUAUUUCGCCAAAGUUUCGAUCCUUGGGGUCUUCUUCAGGGCCUAAGAAAGAAUAGGAAUAAGAAGAAUAGGUCCUGAAAAAGAUUCCAUCCAGGAUCGAAACGUUGGCAAAAUAAAGUCAAAUUGAAGAACAAAAAAUAGACUGAAUUUCCCACUUUGACUUCAGCUAAUAUACAUAUACGGUCUAAUUUUAUGAUUUUCAUCGAGUAGGGGAAAAUGCCCAUGCUUCGUACGAUACCAUGAUACGUAAUGACUAAUUUUUUCUAUAUUUCUAUACAUCUCAAUUAAUGUGACUCCGCAACAUAUUUUAAAAACUGGGAACUGUCCUCUAGUUUUUUUUUUAAAUCUGUGUCCGAUGAAUCACAUUGAGAAACAUAGGAAAAAAAAUUAGUCAUUACAAAGCUUGAGAUCGUACAAAGCAUAAGUACUUUUCAAAUGUGGCCCACUUCCCCUGUAGUCCUAUAGUGUAUCGGCAAUAAAGGUUAGGUUAGAUCGUCACCCCAAAGACAAUGAUUUUUUGAAAAUUAUUUAUUGUUUGUUACUAGAGUUGGUAAAUUUCAAGAAAUUUCAUGAAUUUCCGCCUAAAGUAGGUGGCGACUGCUGUGAAAUUUCUGAAAUUUCACCAUCUCUAUUUGUUACUAUUUAUUUUUUGCAAAAUGCCUUGCAUUAGUUAUACUAAUGGAGAACAUGCUGUAAAAGAUAACUUGUUAAAAGCGACUAAUAAUUUUCAAAAAAUCAUUUUAUAUUUGGGUGACGAUCCAACAUGUACGGUCUAUACAUGCUUAACUUACCUUAAAUAAAACCUGUUAUUUAUUGGUGAUCAAAAAAAUGAGUAAAAUAUUUUACGAUUUAUAAAAAAAUACAUAAUCAUUCUGGAAAACAAAUUCUUUAUCUCUAGAAAGUUGCCGAAAUUAGUAAUACAAAGGCCACGGAAAAAUUUCCAAGGAAAAAUAUCAAUAUUCCACAAUUCUUUUAGUCAAUUUGAAGAAUUUACUACUGUCAAAAGCUGUCAAUUUUUCAUGAUUUUCGUUUCAUGAUUAUAUUUCGUAAGGAAGCUUCAUUACUUUUUUCUUCUGGAGUUUCAAAACGAAAAAAAUAUUUUUCAUUAUUUAAUUAUUUAUUUAAGGGUCUUUUUGUUUUUUGUUUUUUUUUUUUUUGUUUUCUAUGAACAUAACCUCAAUUUUCAACAUAACCUCUUACUUUAUUUAGAAAAUACCUUCACUGCUAACUUUGCAAUUUUGAGAUAGGACAUUAUUGAGUGGAAUGGUCGAUAAAAAAUGUUUGACUUAUAUUAAAAAAAAAGGAAAAUUGAAAAACCCCAUACAGGUGAUAGUAACUAAGAGAAAAUAUUUGUAAAUAGCUUUGCUUUCCUUAAACUUUUUAUUUCCAUUUUUUUUUCUUUGAGAGAGAAAUAUUUUUCUUAUUUUUAUAUCUAACACUUUGGAAGAUUUUACACACAUGAAGGUUUAAAGAAAAAAUCACAGCAAUAUUAUCACGGAAUGUGUUACUUAUUAAAAACCAUCAGAAUCAAAUCAUCAUUAAAUCAUUUUUUUUUAAAUAGUAGACAAAUAAAUUAAUAACAUAAUUACUAUACUUAAAAAAAACCAAAAAUGAACAAUAAAUCUCAAUAUUAGAUACCCUGUACUUAGAUUAAAUCACAUCUUUCACAAAUUUUGUGCAGAAGAAAAGAAUGUUAUAGUGAAAUGCAAUCCGUCUAAGUUAUUUUUUUAUUCUCGAUAAAUUUAUUAAGAGACACACUAACACCCACUAAUAUUUAUUUUGAUAACUUUUUAUUGUUGACUUCUUUUUUUUUUUGAAUUCACUACCUUCCUCCCAGUGUUACUGAAUGAAGAAUGACUUUACAUUUUUUUGCGCUUUAAUUGCACAAUAUUUUCUACUAUUUUUUCACAAAUCUCUCUGUCUUCCUAAUAAAACUUCCUUAUUAAGAUAGAAUUGUUUUUCUUAAACAAGUUAUAUUGUCACAUUGAGAGAUUCUCAAUUUAGAGGAAUUAUCUUGAUUUUUUUGCUGUUAAAAAUGAAGAAAUUAUUGUUGCUACAAAAGUGACGAAGCAAUUACAAAGGAAAACAAUCAGAAGAAAAAAUCAAGUAGAAAAUAAUUAUGAAAAAGACUUGUGUAUUAUUUAUUGUUGACUUUUCAUUUGACUAUUUUCAUCAAAUAAUAAUUUGUUAUUAUGAA
Phlebotomus papatasi is the source of this 6738-nucleotide messenger RNA. It is a transcript of the gene Stim, whose product is annotated as stromal interaction molecule homolog. Gene Ontology annotation, molecular function: calcium ion binding; calcium channel regulator activity; protein binding. The record is from RefSeq and is a predicted model, not a curated record. The transcript is spliced from 7 exons. Bases 700 to 2382 code for a protein of 560 amino acids. NCBI's taxonomy places the organism in Eukaryota, Metazoa, Arthropoda, Insecta, Diptera, Psychodidae. Gene Ontology annotation, cellular component: endoplasmic reticulum; plasma membrane. Gene Ontology annotation, biological process: intracellular calcium ion homeostasis; store-operated calcium entry; activation of store-operated calcium channel activity.